AUGAUUUGGGCUUUGCUUCCCGUCGAUCCUUCUUCAGUUUUCAAGAAGGGAACGUAUUAUGUGGGUAGAAAAGGGUGUGAUGUCAUCAUUCACAAAGACAAGGGCGUGUCCAGAAUCCAUGCUCACAUAAUGGUUGAUGAAAUGACUCAAUCAUCUCAAGUUACAAUCAAAGAUUUGUCUAAGUACGGGACAUUCAUUAACAAGAAUCUCACUUCUAACAAGAAAGUUCAUCAAUUUCCUAAUAAACAGACCUCUUUAGAAGAUGGGGACCUUCUUUCUUUUGGAACUGGAAAUGCAACCUUAAGAUUCUCUUAUGCACCGCUAGUAUUCUACAUCUGCUGUGCUGAGGCCUCCCAGAUGAGUCAUUAUCUUCAAGACAAAGUUUCAUCCAUUGGUGCUCGUCUUAUUCAUGCCUACAAUGAAGAUUGUACUCAUGUGAUUGUUGAUCAACACAUGCCCCUGCAAAGGGAUCUACUUGAUGCAAUUGUGGCUAAGAAACCGCUUUUACAUACUAGUUGGCUUGAGCUUGUAGCUGACAAAAGUAUCCACACUGAGUUUCCUGACUGCCUAUCCCAUGUUCCAAAAAUAAUGGUUGAUGGAGUAUUUGUUGAAGUUGCAGACCCAAAAACGCGAGAAAACUGUUUGGGAGGAUACACCUUUCUGUUAGAAUCUUCACAUGUGUACAAUUUUGGGGAUAGAUUGCAGUCGCUACUAGAAGUGAGUGGCUCAAGGGUUAUCUGGGUUAAAGACAUUUGUUCAAAUAAUCAGGCUUUUGAGCGUGGAGAAAAUACUUGUUGUACGUAUGUUGUCCCUGGAAGAUCAGCAGACAAGUUUGAUCGGUUAGAUAAACUUGGUUUGUCAUAUAGAGUGGAUGAGAUGGCAUUAAUCCGUGCUCUUUUAUCUGGAAAAUUGGAUCACUCUAUAUUGAUAUCGUCAUCAGUUCCUGUUUCUUCUUGCUCCACAGAUGAAACUGUAGUAGCUGAUUUAGAAGAGGAAAAUGAGACAGCUACUACAGAAGAGGAAAAUGAAACAGCUACAUCAGUUAAUGCAAAUGAUACUUUUCAAAAGGAAGGAGCUCAUACUUAUGUGAACAGAGGAUUUUCCAUGGAAUCCCCUAGCUAUGUGAGCACAGCAGAAGUUUCUAUAUGUCACGAAACUAGUAAAUUGGAGGGUGGCAUAGUAACCUCCAAAGAUGAUAAUUGUUGUUUGACAGCAAAAAGAUAUAAGGCCGACGAGGCUGAAUAUGGAAGUUCUAAAAUUUUUUAUAGCCAAGUUUUGAAAGUUAGAGAUGUAAAUGUAAGCUCAAAAAGUAGCUUUAAAGCUGACAAUGGAGUUAAAAACUACAAGCGCUUUCGCAAGGCAAGCAUUCAGUCAGGAAAUAGCUUCAGCAAUCUUGUUCCAUUUUCAAAAUAUCCUUACAAAGAUUAUGAAUUUGGAAGUGGGGAGUUGGCUGAGUCUGUUAAGGAGGAGAAAAGGAGAAAGAAAAUGGACGCCAUUGCCGAUGACAUGUUUAAUGAAAAGGGGGGAAGACAACGUGGUUUAUCAGGUUCUGUUCGUCGUGGAGGACUUCAUAUGCGGGGUUGACAAAGGUGUAUUUAG
Messenger RNA from Hibiscus syriacus, 1599 nucleotides. RefSeq names its product nijmegen breakage syndrome 1 protein-like. Gene Ontology annotation, cellular component: Mre11 complex. Gene Ontology annotation, molecular function: protein binding; damaged DNA binding. The coding region runs from base 1 to 1584 and encodes 527 amino acids. The record is from RefSeq and is a predicted model, not a curated record. Gene Ontology annotation, biological process: double-strand break repair via homologous recombination; mitotic G2 DNA damage checkpoint signaling. The transcript is spliced from 13 exons. NCBI's taxonomy places the organism in Eukaryota, Viridiplantae, Streptophyta, Magnoliopsida, Malvales, Malvaceae.